Molecule: messenger RNA, 3943 nt
Organism: Papilio xuthus (Asian swallowtail)
Lineage: Eukaryota; Metazoa; Arthropoda; Insecta; Lepidoptera; Papilionidae
Product: zinc finger protein rotund
Exons: 3
Coding region: 750-2171 (473 amino acids)
Biological process (GO): regulation of transcription by RNA polymerase II
Cellular component (GO): PcG protein complex; transcription regulator complex; chromatin
Molecular function (GO): DNA-binding transcription factor activity, RNA polymerase II-specific; RNA polymerase II cis-regulatory region sequence-specific DNA binding
Source: RefSeq, a predicted model, not a curated record
GCUCGGUGUAGUUCACUUUUUCUACUAUAGAUCUGAAUUUCAGUCUCGUUUUUGCCGCGUCGCUCUAAAGGCGGGCUCGCGGGCGUUUUAUAUUGCAUUAUUGUUGUGGACGCGAGCGGCGUCCGGCACCUCUCAGCCUGAGCAGAGCCGGCGUCUUGAGGCACAUGUCUUGCGGACUCCUGAGAGCUGCAACUGAGACGCGAGCGCGAGUGCGACAGGGACGGGGCGCCCUCACGUGUGCCUGUCAUACCCACAACUAUAAUAUAUAGCACACUAAAAUAUUGAGCACAAAAAAAAUCUGGCAAUUCGGAUCCUAGUACCGACGACCGGCAUUCAUAAUUUUACCUCAGGGUCAACUGUACGGCUCCGGUGUUUUUUCCUCGCCGGCUUUUUUAAAUGUUUAUUUUCACGGAGCACGUGGAUUUUUUGAGACAUUUUUGCGGAUCCUCCGCGGACUGCCUUCCGGACGUGUUGUGCCUAGUGUUACCUUAUGAUGUGAUAUAUUUUUAGUGACAUUUAGAUAGGAACAAACUGUGAUUUUUUAUGGUGAUAAAGUUGGCGAAUUUCAAGAUAAAAGGAUAGUAACAGCAGAUUGAAAAUCAAGGAUCUCGAAAAUUCCAUGACAAAUAAAAUAUUGGCGAGAAGGAUAAGACAGAAAAUAUAUAUUUUUAUAAGAUAGUGCCAAAUACCAAUUAGAUACGAUACUGUUAUAUAAUUUAGAUAGAAUUUUUAAUAAUAAUCCAUACAAGAUGAUGGAAGGAAGAACUAUCGACUACAGGCCAGAUGGCGGUGGCUUAGACUAUCACAAUUCGCCAUUAAUGGCCGAAAUACCAGUAGACAAUUACUCUCAUAUACACAGAAGUAUAGAACAUUUAAGAUCUAUAGGUGUGCCUCCACCUUUAGACCACCAUAGACAUCUAGCGACGAAUUUAACAGACUUAAGAAGAUAUGAACAUCCUGAUGAUAUACCAGAGAUAAAACCAUCAGUACUAAGAUUGUCGGAGUUUAAAAAUGGCUUACAAGAUAUAAGGAUGCACAACGACCAAGAGAAUGACGUUCAUCGGCAAAUGACACCUCAGGAUGACGGUCCUAAAGGAUACAGUGCCCCAUCUACACCAUUGUCAGAAAAUGGCGGUCAAAGCAUACCAGAGGAAAAGGUGUUCGGUUCAAAGGCUGACCUACAACUACACACGCAGAUUCAUUUGCGCGAGGCAAAGCCGUACCGCUGCACCCAGUGUCCGAAGGCGUUCGCAAAUUCGUCGUACCUCGCUCAGCAUUCGCGCAUCCACCUCGGCAUCAAACCCUACCGCUGUGAGAUCUGCCAGCGCAAGUUCACACAACUAUCGCACCUGCAGCAGCAUAUCCGCACGCACACCGGCGACAAACCCUACCGCUGCACACAGAUCGGCUGCACCAAGGCCUUCUCUCAGCUCUCCAAUCUGCAGAGCCACAGUCGCUGCCACCAGACCGACAAGCCUUUCAAAUGCAACUCCUGUUACAAAUGCUUUACGCAUGAAAAGGACCUGCUCGAGCACAUUCCCAAACACAAAGAGUCGAAGCAUUUGAAGACCCACAUCUGUCAGUAUUGCGGCAAGAGUUACACGCAGGAGACUUACUUAAGUAAACAUAUGAACAAGCACGCGGAAAGGGCGGACAAGCGGCCGCCGAUAUCCGCGCUUGGCUUGAGCGGCUUGAAUCGGUCACUAGCGGCAGCGGCGCCGACUGCAGCCCCGUUCGGUGAGCAUCCCUACUGGCCCAAGGUGAGCCCCGACUCUGCGGCGCACAUGUCUGACGAGAGUGGGUACCACCAGCAACGCGAGAACGACGACCACCACGAGCAGCAGCUGCAGCAGCAACGCGCGCUGUUCGCGCAACACGACGGCCAGGACGACCGCAUCCAGCCGCCAGUCUCCUCCGCCGCCAACUCCGCCUUCACGCCUAUCAACUCGAUGGCACCGCACCUCAACGGCCUGUCUCACCACAGCGCCCUGCCGACGCGACCGUACCUCUACGAUCCACUACACUUCCAGCAGGGCAAGCAGCAGCCUAACUCUUUCCCGAACCAGUUGAUAUCGCUUCAUCAAAUUCGAAAUUACGCGCAUCAACCGUCGGCGUUGCUGCCCGCCGAGCACAUCCUGCCGCACUCCCUAGCGCACAAAGACAAACAGUAAACUAACUUGCCCUUUUAUCUGUAGGCGUACCUACAUUAUAGUACUUAUGAUGGUAUUACUAGUAUUUAAAAAAAUAUGAAAUAUUAUUAACAAAAAAAAAUUUAGAAUCUCUCUAUCGAACACUGGUAUUAUAAAUGUAUGAAAUACAAAAACUCGUUUAUCGUUAGUGAGAGAUACGUUCAAUGUUUUUUAGACUCUAAUCAAAAUUGUGUAUGAAUACUCUGAAUUUUUAUCUACUAGAUGACGAUUGUAAUCGAGACUAAAUUGUGAUUCUAAAUAAAAGCAAAUUUUGUGCCCUUUAUUUACUAGUUCUUGGUAUAAAAGCGAAAUGUUUAAAGAAGAUAAGAAAUCUAGAACUGGUCAAUAAAUGGUGCAAAACGAAAAGCUUGUACAUGAAUGAAAAUUUUGAUUCAUCAAUUAGCAAAUGCUAUUCUAAAUUAAUACGAGUCUGGUUAUUGUGACAUUUUUCUGAUAUAUACGUGAUUAUAUUUUUAUAGUGACACCUUUCAUUUAAUUAUCGUCUUUAAUACGGUGUCAUAAAGUUCAGAGUUCCUGACAUUUAUUCAUAUAUAAAAUUCCACUUUACAUCAAGAGUACUAUAUAUUUCUGUUGCAUUUCAUCGUACACAAUAAAUGUAUUUUGCUGACAGCAGAUCUCUCAUCACAUUUGCACUCAGUUCCUAUUUAGAUCGAAUAAUUCCUUGUUUUUAUUUAGCUUUAUUCAAAAACACUUAAUGAAUUAUUUGAUAUGAAUAAUUCUAGAAAAUAUAGUCUUCCUUCAGAAUUGGUAUUAUCUUUGAAAAUCUUCUUCCUUGAUUUUGGAGGUCGAAUAUAUUUUUUAUUAGCAUUUGUAUUUUGUAACCAUCAAUGUGUGGCCAAAAUUGUUUUUUUUUAUCAGGAGAAAGCGCACUUGUACAUAGUAUUGUGUAAAUAAAUCCAUUUUGAGGAUAUUUGAAUACUUAUUGAACAUUUAUUUUUCAAUUUAAGUCUUCAAAGCUUAUGCUCAAUUUUAUUAGACGUAAGAAUCUCCUCUGGGUCCUGAUGUUCGGAAUUUUCUUCCGUACAAUUCAAGAAUUUAAGAAACAUUUUUUGAAUUGUAAUUUUUUUGAUGAUUUUAAUGAAUUUGUACUUAAAAUGUUUCCGUUGACGGUUGAAUAUGAUUUUGUAUACGAAAUUUUCAUUUUUUUUUUUGUUGAUUAUGUCUUAAUGAGGAGAGGUUUAGAGAAAAUUGUGAUAGGAAAAGUGGGUGAAAAAUGUUCGGAUGUACUUUCUAAAUUAAUUUGCUAUAUAAGUUUAAAAUUUGUUAGGUUGUGGUAUAUGUGAUUCGGACAUGGGUUCCGUAAGUAAGAAAUCCGUUACGUCACAAAGCUAGCCAAAUAUAAGCUUUCGUUUAACUUUUUAAUGUUAUUCCCAACUUGGAUUUACGGCAAUAUAUUUUCUUCCGAAUUGUUUUAGCAUAUAUCAGGGAGACGUUAUUCGUAUAAUACGAUCAUGACAAGCCAAGAUUUUUUUUUAUCCAAAUGUUUUUUUUUCUUUCGGUUGUAAGGGAAAUUAGAAUCGCCAAUAUCUCUCUAUUGUAAGUAGAAAUGUGAUAUUGUAAUUUGAUUUUUUUUUAGUUAAGUGUAAACUUAUUGCUACGUUUAAAUAUAUUUUUGUAAGUAAUUUUCGUUUUUAAUAUAGUUUCGCUUUAUCUAGGCGUUCUCGUUUAAGAUUAUAGAUCAAAGUGAACGGAGUUUUUUGUUACUUAAAAUCAAUUAAAAAUUAAUUACAACU